GCUGGAUUCUGUUGCAAAAGAUUUAGUACGUACCAACAGUUAAAUAAUACGUAGUUGGAGUGUGUGAUACGUCUGGAAAAACCUGCUUGCCGCCGGCAGGUCGUCGGUUCGAAUCUGGCUCCCCUCUCCCCCUCUAGAAUACCCUCGUCUCGGCGAUUGGCAGUUUGGGCCGCUGACCAAUCAAACAACGGUUUGGCGGAUUGCCGGCUGGCCAAAACUGGCGUCCAGGACAACGAAAACACAGACUAUCUUUGAAAUCUCGACUGGUCUCUUCUUCAGCUCCAAUGUUCUCGGACGAAUUGGCACCUCCUCACAAUUUUUGGGAACAGCCGAAGGGGUUGAUCCUGUGUACAUCCAAACCGACAGGAGGUAUGGGUCAGGGAGCUCUAAGUGGGGCUUCAGCAUGACGUCUCGACGCUGGAACCCAUCGUUGCCAGCCGAAAUUUCCCCUUGACUUGGACUUCCCCUUGACUUGGGAACUCGACCGGACAUCAAAAGCACCUCUUCCCGCGCGCCCCAGUUGCCCGACAGCCAGCCCAAUGGGUUCUGCAGAAUCUUGGCCGCUGAUGUUUCCUGGAUGGUCCGUGUCUUCAUUGUACCGUUUGAUGCCUUCUCCUGCGGCGCCGACGUGGCGGACCCUUCGCGCGUAUGCGACAGACCGGCAGUCUCGACCCGGCCCAGCGCUGACUUUGGAACAUUUUGUCCAGCGGGCCCGGGCACUUGCUCUGUACCGGUCCAUCCUCCGAAGCACGCGCCGAAUUGCUGAUCCGAGAACCCGCGCCGAGACGCGCAAGUUUGCGCGGGGCGAGUUCGAGAGGAAUCGCGGGGUCACAGAUAUCGACCACAUCCGAUACCUCCUGUCGACGGGCAAGACCGAGUGGGAGAGCAUGGAGAGGUAUAUUGACGGCCUCUGAAGCAAGAACGACGCCAAACUGUCCUGGUCUAGCCGGCUUUGCUCGCAGCUUCCUGCUGUUCUUCAACCACCU
This is a messenger RNA of Thermothielavioides terrestris NRRL 8126, 986 nucleotides long. RefSeq lists its product as uncharacterized. The coding region runs from base 540 to 914 and encodes 124 amino acids. The transcript is spliced from 3 exons. The record is from RefSeq and is a predicted model, not a curated record. Gene Ontology annotation, cellular component: mitochondrion. NCBI's taxonomy places the organism in Eukaryota, Fungi, Ascomycota, Sordariomycetes, Sordariales, Chaetomiaceae.